This is a messenger RNA of Nicrophorus vespilloides, 2530 nucleotides long. It is a transcript of the gene DUBAI, whose product is annotated as ubiquitin carboxyl-terminal hydrolase 38. The record is from RefSeq and is a predicted model, not a curated record. Gene Ontology annotation, biological process: protein deubiquitination. Gene Ontology annotation, cellular component: nucleus; cytosol. Bases 402 to 2474 code for a protein of 690 amino acids. Gene Ontology annotation, molecular function: cysteine-type deubiquitinase activity; cysteine-type endopeptidase activity. The transcript is spliced from 4 exons. NCBI's taxonomy places the organism in Eukaryota, Metazoa, Arthropoda, Insecta, Coleoptera, Silphidae.
GGUGUUGUGCUUCGGCGCAGGCGUCGCCAGGUCUGUUCUCAGAUUAGUUUUUUUUUUCUCUCGCUGUCAACGUUAAUCCCAUAUCCAUCCAGUUUAAUCUUAUUGUUUGUUGGAAUACGCGAUCGUCGGGGGGCGUAGGGUGAUAGUGAUAAACUAACAGACGGAUCCAGGAAGGAAAGUGCAUCGUUUAAAAAGGGGUGACGGGCGUCGCGACGACCAUUCGAGUGUACUAAAAAAAAAGAAAAAGAAGAAAAAAAAAACUGUUCGACGGAAAUCGCGAUUAGAGGUGCCUUUAAUUUCAAUUACAAAUUGCACUGUGCGUUCAUUUAUUAUGCUCCAUUGACGGAUUUGAUGUGAUUCAGUGACGAGUUUGCGUGUGCGUGUGCAUUCAAGUUGCAGAAAUGGCUGUCAAACAUAAGUCCAUUGAGUGCCGGGAGAAGGAUGAGGUCUACUUGACCAUCAUAAUAGGAGUGCUCAAGAGGAUCGAGCAGCAGAAGUCAAGUCAACAGUGCCUGUUGAGCAAGGAGGCCAGACUCGAGGCGAAGCAAUGCAAGAAGAUUGUCUCAGACCUGGGGAUGGUGGCCAUCCCAACAACGCCGGAGGACUAUGUGAGAUUCAUGACCCAGAUAGCGAUGAUCCAGGAGUUCCUAUUGAAAUACUUUGUCGGUGAUGAGUUGAUCAUAUGCACACUGCAGGCAUUCUACACUGAAAUCUCAGAUCCGCAAAAGCAUCCUACACCAACAAUGUCCAUCGUGUUGAAACUGAUUGACCCACAGAACAUCCCGAAAGCAGUCAAGUGGAUCCUGCAAUCCAGUUAUCCUGAGAGUGGUCUUGAGCAGGCUUUACACACACUCUGCACCUGGCUAUCCAAAUGGACCUGGACCCCAAACUUGGGACUGCUUGUGCUGGAAUUCAUGAAGGGUUUGGCUGCUGAGCAACAUUACGAAAUCCUUGUUGAUAUAACAUUAACGCAUAUCGAGCGACUGUUCAAGAUGCUAAUACUGCCCGACCCCAGGACGAACGUCGGUCCCGUCGUCUUCCACAUGUUGACGAGUAUGCAGCACAACCCGAAGGCCUUCCACAAGAUCAUACCGCAUAUUGGAAUGAUUAUGCGAUACCUGUGUAACGAGAAGAUGAUCGAUUCGAGCCGUUACUAUUUAGAAAGCCUGUUCAAUCUAUCGAUGGCGUUAAUGGAGCAUUUCCCCGGAUACGCCUGCUACGAACAGCUUAAGCAGACCCUGAAGCCUUACGAGGGAUUGACCGGUGACUACAAGCAGUUGCUGAUGAACAGCAAAGCAUGGUUGAACAAAUCGCAGACUACUACACUAUCUCAAUACGCGCCCGGAAAAGUCGGUCUCAACAAUCUGGGCAACACGUGUUACAUGAACAGCGUUCUGCAAGCCUUAUUUAUGACGAAGCCCUUCCGGAACGAUAUCCUGGCGAAAAGCAAGGACGCGGUACCGUUAUUCUUCAAACUCCAAAGUCUCUUCGCUCUGCUGCAGUUUUCUGAGAGGAGCUCACUGUCUCCGAGCGAAAUCCUUACCGCUGCCAGACCACCGGGUUUCCAGAUGGGCCAACAGCAUGAUAGUUCUGAGUUCUUGGGACACCUCCUGGAUGUCCUUCAUGAACAAGAGAGGCUGAUCGGUAAUUCCAAUGAACAUGAUGAUGCAACUACAAGUGGUUCGAAUAUCACAACGGUAGUGAAGAAAUCGUUUGGCGGAAAGACAUUAACAAUGUCGCAGUGUAAUAACUGUGGAGCUCGCAGUGAACGGAUGGACACCUUUAGGGAUUUGCAGCUGUCUUUCCCUAGUGACGCCGACAAUCAGUCCGUGCAGACGCUUAUGGAUUAUUACCUGCAGAAAGAGAAGCUAUGCGAUGAUAACCAGUAUCAUUGCGACGAAUGCUGCGGGCUCACCGACGGUGAGCGUAUCACCAGGAUCAUCGAACCACCACCAAGGUUGGUGUUAACCUUGAAGCACUUCAGCUACGACCCCAAGACGCAGGCUCGCACGAAGAUCUUAAAGAGGGUACAGCUGGACGACAACGUCUACGUGGACAGCAACGAGUACAAGCUAUACGCGGCCGUCGUUCAUUGCGGUUCCAGCGUCGAUUCAGGACAUUACUACACGUACGCAAAGGACUGCGAGGACUGGUAUAAAUUCAACGAUUGCUUCGUAAUGAAGAGCAAGGCGGAGGAACUUUGCGGUCUGCGGAGUCCUGAGGCACCUUACAUUCUGUUCUACAGUCGCGUCGACUGUAGCGAUCCUGAGCCGAUGGGAAAGUGCGAUCUAUCGUCCAGAUUGCAGUCCGUUCUCAGCAGGGACUACGCAGAUCUCGAUGCCGAGAAGAAGAAACCGAAGCUGAGCAUCAGCGCGCCGCCACGACCCAACAACAAAGACGACUACGACCCUCCGCCUCCUGGCUGCGGGGGAGGCGGUUUUAUGGACUCCACGCAGAACAGAUUCGUAUGCUAAUAAAGAAAUUUUGUAUGUAUCAUAUAUAGGAACGGUUAUUUAAUAUUUUGUUGUAU